This is a messenger RNA of Rubroshorea leprosula, 2118 nucleotides long. NCBI's taxonomy places the organism in Eukaryota, Viridiplantae, Streptophyta, Magnoliopsida, Malvales, Dipterocarpaceae. The record is from the annotation of a GenBank genome assembly.
CAUGGUGUGUCGAGCCUCGAACAGAUAAUCAAUUCCGCAGCCAUUGUCUAAAUCGCACAAAACCCACGUCGAUUUCUCCAAAAUUUUCCCACUUUCUCUCCGUUUUUCUUGCCCACCAAGCACCCUCCCCACCCCCACAAAAACAGGGGAAACAAUCCAUUGAUCAUCGAUUCAACACAACCCUUUGCCAUACACCCAUUGUUUUUCGAUUUGCCCAGGAACAAUCCUGGUGGUGGGGAAGAAGAUGACGAAGGAAAGUAGCAGUGAGGUGGCGAAAGUUAAGAGAGACAAGCUCGCAGCAUGCAUGACAUGUCCGCUCUGCAAUGAUCUCUUCACGGAUGCUACCACCAUAUCUGAAUGCCUCCAUACCUUUUGCAGGAAGUGCAUAUAUGAGAAGAUAACAGAAGAGGAUAUAAAUAACUGUCCAGUUUGCAAAACUGAUCUAGGUGUUGCUCCACUAGAGAAACUCAGGGUAGAUAAUAGUUUGCAAGAUUUAAGGUUGAAAAUCUUUCCCUCAAAACGAGUGAAGCCUGCCGCACCUGAAAUGUUCCCAUUGCCGGCUAAGAGAAAGGACAGAUCUCUGUCUUCGUUGGGGGCCAGCACAUCAAGAGCACCAAGAAGGUCAUACGUGACAGGGAGAAGAUCAAAACUUCCUCUGAGGAGAAAAACUGCUCCAGAAGAAUCUACUCAACUGAUUGACAUUGAGAAACCUGCUAAAGAGGUGGAAGAUUGCCCACAGAAUUUAAGCUCACUAAAGACUCACAGCAUGAAUGCAGAAACUAAAAUGCAGAAUUAUACUGUUGGAGAGUCUUCUAAGCAACACAUGCCUGAUCAAGAUACAGAAAACCAUGCUGAAGCAUUAGAAGUGCAGAAUCACACUGUUGCUGAGUCAUCUGAGCAACAGAUCCUCAAUAGUCGUAGAGAAAAUCAUGUGGAAACAGUGGCCGGGAUAGCUGAUUUGUGGAAUCCUCUGAAUCAUCUGGUAGAAGCUGCAAGCAAAGAAGAGCCUCACAAGAGCUCAGAAGAAAACGUUGCAAAACCUAUAGUAAUUAAUUUAUUUGGAAAUAAAGUAUAUCUUUCAAAUGUUGGGGAAAGUGGUAACAUGUCAAAAUUCUCCGGUAAUGAAAGAGACUCAAAAGUACCAAGUGUUGAAGAAAAUGGUAACAUGUCAAAAGUCCCUGGUAGUGAAACUGACUCAAUACCUCCAAGUGUUAAGAAAAGCAGCAAUGAUCCCAAAAUUCCUGAUAAUGAAAAUGACUCAAUGGCUGGACCUUCAACCUCAGCAAGACCUAGAAGGUCUCGAGGCAUUCAACAGAAAAAACCAGCUUUUCUUGAGGACUUGAAUCUUCCAGCUCUUCCACCUCCUCCAUCUCCACCAGCUCUUCCAUCUCCUCCAGCUCUUCCACCUCCUCCAUCUCCUCCAGCCCUCCCACCUCCUCCAGCUCCUUCAGCUCCAGCACAGGCUUUGGUUGAUGGAAACAGUAACAAUUUUGAUGCAAGAUCCAUUCCAAUAUGGUUCACGUUAUUGGCUUCUGUUGACCAGGAGGGAAAUGAACCUUUGCCUCAGAUAUCUUCGCGCUACUUAAGGGUCAAGGAUCGCAAUUUAACUGUUUUAUUCAUGAAGAAGUAUCUCGCACAAAAACUGGGUCUUUUUAGUGAGGCUGAGGUGGAAAUCUCAUUAGCAGGGCAGCCAGUGGGUUCUUCAUUGGAAAUACACCAUCUGGUAGACUUUUGGGUGCACACAACCCCAUUAUCAGAAAGAAGAGAAGCAAUGGUGGGUGGUUCAGGCCAUGAAUUUGUGAUGAAGCUAUUCUACAGUCGAAAACUUCAACCUGUCAUAACCAUUUCGGACUAACUGUUGCUACACCACCACCUGUGCCAGAACCAUCCCAUUCCAAAUGAUAAAGCAAAACAAUCUUUUCCCAAUUCCGCAGCGGCCAGCGUGAAUUUGAAUGUUCAUUCUAUUUUAGCAAUUUUCAGACGCAUAUAGACAUUAUGCAUGCCCUUUUGGCUAACUCUGUUUUAUCAACCUCAUUUUUCUCCUUUCAUGUUAUAUUAACCUUGCUUGAGAUAGCAAGCAAGAGAACUAGUAGUUCAAAAUAAAUUACUGGAUAAUAA